Messenger RNA from Phytophthora sojae, 876 nucleotides. RefSeq lists its product as hypothetical. Lineage: Eukaryota; Oomycota; Peronosporomycetes; Peronosporales; Peronosporaceae. The coding region runs from base 1 to 876 and encodes 291 amino acids. Gene Ontology annotation, molecular function: FMN adenylyltransferase activity. The transcript has a single exon. The record is from RefSeq and is a predicted model, not a curated record. Gene Ontology annotation, biological process: FAD biosynthetic process.
AUGACCACCAACGACAGCAUGAAGGCCACCUUGCAGCGCUUCGACCUCUUCUUCGCCGGCGCCGAUGCGGCCAUGCAGAAGCGACUGCAGCAGGCGCUGGACGUGAUGCGCAGCGCCAUCGACAUCUUCGGUCUGGAGGGCGUGUGCUUCAGCUUCAACGGGGGGAAAGACUCGACGGUGGUGCUGCACCUGCUCCGCAUUGUGGUGGCCAAGCGCGUGCUGGAGGAGGCCGAGCAGGAGCACGCGAGGGCGCAGCACGAAGCCGAGGACGACCACAAGACGACUGUUACAUCGCCGCGGAACAGUUUCGUCUCGGUUGACUUGCUCCAAGAGGACGAGCUCGAGGCGCGUGUGCAGGCGCAACUGCAGCGCGUGCCGGUUAUGUAUUUCGACUCGCACGACCAGUUCCCAGAGGUGCGCGACUUUACGGAGCUCUGCACCAAAAAGUUUGCGCUCAGCUGCCAUGUGUACAAGUGCUCGUUCGUGGAGGGCGUCAAGGAUAUCCUCGAGAAGCUCAAGAUCAAGGGCGUGUACAUGGGCGUACGUGGCGGGGACCCGUACACGGAAGACAUGGAGCACUUCUCGCCUAGCAGCCCCGGAUGGCCCCCAUUCCUCCGUGUGAAUCCGAUUCUGAAGUGGACGUACGCUGACGUGUGGAGCUUCCUGCGCGACUGCCAGCUCGAGUACUGCUCGCUGUACGACCACGGGUACACGUCGCUAGGAAACAUUUACGACACGGUGCAGAACCCAGAGCUCUGGAGGAAGGGCGAGGACGGCAAAGAGGGAUACUACUUGCCUGCUUACGACCUCAAGGACGGCAGCUCGGAGCGGUGCGGACGGCAGAAGAAGGCGCACACGACAUCAAAGUCUGACUAA